This is a messenger RNA of Papilio polytes (common Mormon), 516 nucleotides long. Its product is annotated as ejaculatory bulb-specific protein 3-like. Bases 54 to 431 code for a protein of 125 amino acids. The record is from RefSeq and is a predicted model, not a curated record. The transcript is spliced from 3 exons. NCBI's taxonomy places the organism in Eukaryota, Metazoa, Arthropoda, Insecta, Lepidoptera, Papilionidae.
GUUGUUGAAUUAAGUUGUCAAUUGUGCAGCGUUGGAUUUACUUACAUUACAGAAUGAAGAGUCUAACAUUGGCAUGUCUGCUGGCCGCGGUGGCGAUUGCGACCGCCAUGCCGGAAACCUACACUGAUCGCUUUGACAACAUCGACCUCGAUGAGAUUAUCGGCAACCGUCGCCUUCUAGUGCCCUACAUCCAUUGCGUCUUGGACAAGGGAAAGUGCACUCCUGAUGGCAAGGAGCUCAAAUCGCACAUCGCCGAGGCGGUUGAGAACGACUGCGCGAAAUGUACCGAAGUUCAACGUAAAGGUACUCGCAAAGUACUCGGCCAUCUGAUCAACAACGAACAGGAGUUCUGGAACGACCUGACUGCAAGAUACGAUCCUGAACAUAAGUACUCAGUUAAAUACGAAAACGAAUUGAGGACCGCUGCUUAAAUUUAAGCGCAAACUUUUUAACUCGAUGUAGUUUAUUUUUUUGUUUUGUUUUUGUUGGCAGUAAUAAAUUUGUGUUUUUUCCUAA